Physella acuta is the source of this 3328-nucleotide messenger RNA. RefSeq lists its product as uncharacterized. NCBI's taxonomy places the organism in Eukaryota, Metazoa, Mollusca, Gastropoda, Physidae. The record is from RefSeq and is a predicted model, not a curated record. Gene Ontology annotation, molecular function: calcium ion binding.
GUAUUUUUAUUAUGCACAGCAAGUAUGCUACUAGAUCUAGAUUCUGGAUCUAAAUUACUCACAAACUUAAAUCGUGAGAAGCAGAUGAUUAAAUAAAUCUAAUAAAACCAUUUAAACUUUUAAAGGCUUAAUAUUUUUGACAAACGCAGAAAUUAAUAUUAUGAAGGAAUUAUGCUGUACUUACCUUAUUAUUAUUUAAUUUGUUUCUUAAAGAAUAGAAUUGUAUUUGAUAUCUGAACAUCAUUUGUAGAAAAUACUAAAGACUAUUUGUAGAAAUAAAAAGAAAGACAACCACAUCCACAUUUUAAAAAUUCAAGUUUAUAUCAGCCAUGGCACCUCAAAACCAUGAUAAAUUUCUUUUGGAUAUGGAUAUUAGCUAUGAUAUGGAACGGCUCUUUGAUCCAUAUAAUCUCGAUCAUAUACCAGUUGAAAAAAGACUUGAGUUGUUUAAACAGAGAGAUCUAGCUCACGUCAAACAUUAUAAGGCUGCAGUGAAAAUAUUUGGUGGGCCUCCAAAGCGUACUAGAAUAAUUUUAGCACCUUCAAUGGAAACACCAUUUAAGCAUCGACUGGGACUCUAUCAUAAUGUUGCGCCCUUACCUCCUCCACUAGUUUUAAACAAUCCACUAAAACCCCCUCAAGAAAUAAUAAAAGAACCAUCCAAAGAGGAAAAAGAUAUACAUGAAGAGAAUGAAAAGCGCAGCAAUUACAAAAGCUGGAUGACAAAACAUAAACAAAUCAGGAAUGACCUUGAUAACAUGAAUCUUAAUGAAGCUUUUCUUGCCAGAAAGACUAACAAGUCUGAAAUAGAAAAGAGAGUGGAGUCAAAGUUACGUGCCAAUCGUCUCUGUAAACUGGAGCCAUUGUUAUUGCAUGAUGUUGCUCUACCACCUAAACCUCGUCCUCCAGUUCCUGUAAUGACUCUUCCUCCUCCUGAAGGUCUUGAGAUACUUGACAGAUUUCUGACUCUAAACCAAAUUCGUCUCAUGGAUUUAUUCUUACUGGCUGACACUGAUAAAAGCUGGUCCAUUUCAAGAGAAAAAUUUCUGAAACUAAUUUCUAAGUAUGAGUUACCACUAAGUGAAAGUGAGGUGGAUGAUUUGAUUUUAUCACUUGACACAGAUUCAGAUGAUAAGUUAAAUUACAAAGAUUUAAACAAAGGUCUCACAGCAUGGAGAAAACAAAGAAGAAAUGCUGAAAAACAAAGCUUAAGCAUAUCUUCUAGCAGUAGUAAUCACUCAAAAGGUAAUUAUAAAACAUUGCAUAUACCAGACAAGGAGAAUGAAGUCUUUGACGAUGCACUUAAUCAAGAACAAGUCCAAACCUUAAAGCUAUUAAGAUCUAGAGUUGAAGAAGAGCCUCAAUCUUCUUAUUCUGAAGUCAGAUCCCACUCUGUUAAAACCCACGAACAAAAUGUACAAAAUGUUAAAACUUCAGACAUGUUAUUAAAGAAACAAUCCACAGCAGCAAAAUCACAUAAAGAAAUGUUGUCAAGAUCUAAUGAUGAAACACUUGAUGAAACAAGAGUCAGAGACAAUGUUCAUGACAUUGGUCCAGCUGAAGACAAAAAAAGAAUGACAUCAGCAAAAAAUUCCCGACCUGUUUCUUGCAAAACCUUGUCAAGUUCUCGUACAAGCACACCCCACUCUCUAGAACUUCCAGAAUUGGAUCUUAGGCAAGAGGCCAUGGUGCCAUCUUCACCAGAGGCAUUGGUAGACCUUCGCAAGCAUGACAGAGUUGUCCUUAGCAGGAAUAAUGUGAAGAGAAGUAUGUCACCAGAACAAAGAAUAGUCUAUGAUGAUGUUCCAGGUGUCAUCAAGAUUGGCUAUAAACCAAUUGAUGACCACUGUUCAGAGUCCACACUUGGUGGUGAGAUGGCUAGUCAUGUCAAUCAGUUCAGAAGGGAAAAACUUAAAGAAUACUUUGAUGUGAAGAAACUGUUUGAGGAUAGUGGACUCCCUUUUACACUUAAAACACUAGACAGAGUUCUCUUGUAUCCUGGUGAUAAACCUACACAUUCUAUUAAUGGAAGUCUUGGUCUACUAAAUGGGUGUCUCAUGGAAGAACAAAGUACAAAUCGUCAGUCCUUGUCCUUAAAAACAGAACUGAAAAAUAAGUACAACAGUAACAGCCCAAGACAGUUAUCUGCUCCUGUUACUGGCCCUAACAGUAGUGCCACAAAGUUAAAGAACUCCAGAGAGGCUGCUAGAUAUGACAGCAAGGAUAGAGGAGUUGCUCACAAAAACACUAAUGAAAUUAAUAACAACAAGAGAAAGAAUAAUAGUAAGCCAAGCAAGAAGUUCAAGCACAGAUAUGUUAAAGUAGAGGAUAUUUACCCACUAGCAGCUAAAGUUCUACCUGUAGCACAAGAAGAAGAGCUGAGUUCAGGUUUGGCGCUGAUCAAACGUAAAGUAGACAACUGGAUGACAUUUGAGGAAUAUAGCAAGUAUACAAAAAAGUUGCAGAAAAAAUUCCAGCACAACCAAAUCAAAAGCAACCCUUCAUCGGACUGGUCAGGAUAUCUUUUGGAUAAACUGCGACUUUGUAUGGAUAAUGAGUCUGUUACUGCCAAAGGAAAUUUUCACCAUAGAGGUUCUUUACAUUACGAAGGUAUUGGGACAGGCAUGUACAAUGGUUUAGGAACUGCUGUGUUUCACCAUACUGCACAACCCAAGCAAGCUUACCAUGGUUAUAAUAAUGACCUCCAGACUUGGCCCAUAGGAGAAAAUGGAGUUCGUUAUGGCAACAUUGAUGAGCAUAGAAUCAUAAGAUGAUUGUUUUUCUGUAACACAUUUAUGUAAAACAAGUGUAAAUUAUGACUCAUAUUUAUUUUAGGUUUCAAUACUUACUUAAUUCUUAAAAUAUAAAAAAAAAGUUAAUUAAUGAAUCAGCAAUGUAUGUCAAAACAAAAAGAGUGUGGCAAACAGAAGGCUCAUGUAAAAAAAUUAUCAAAUAACAGCAUUGAUUUUUAAUUUAAACUGUUUGUAAGAUGAAAGGUAAAGUACCAUUUCAGACCUUAAUGUCUGUUUCUGGAAACUAGAAAAGUAAACUAUUCUAAUGACGAUGAUUCAGCAUUAGCAAUAGUGUGUGUGUGUGUGUGUGUAUAUAUAUAUAUAUAUAUAUAUAUAUAAAAUUAUAUAUACGUACAUGUAUGUAUGUUUAUACAUUUGAAUUUUUAAAAAUGUUUCUUAUUCACUUGUUUUGAUGUCACAGUUAAUUGCCUAUAAGAAAAAGGCUAUUGUGUUGGUCAUUGCAAUUCAAAAUUAUAAAUAUAUCAAACUAUAAAGAAUCUUACUUGUAAAAAUUUGAAUAAAAUCUUUUUAGAACA